AUGCCUGACCAGCGCCCACUGCCUCGCAACCGCCUCAAAACUCGCACCGGCUGCCAGCGCUGUAAACAGAGGAGAAUUAAAUGCGACGAGACAUAUCCCCAUUGUAGCCAAUGUACCCGCAGGGGCUUCGACUGCCCUGGAUAUAAACGCCCGUUAAAAUGGUCCUCCAAGUAUGAAGUCGCGUCCAACAGCCACUCUACAAGGGCCAUCUCGCCCAGUACAACCAGGUUGGUGGAAAAUGCGACCGAUGCUUUUCAGAUUCCAUCACCGUCGUCUCUUCCUCGGGAUUGUACAAUGAUGAAUGCAAAUUGCUGGGACUCAAGCCCAGAUGGAAGCCUCCUCGUCGAAACUCUGACAGCCAUGGAGGGACAGGAUGGGCCCUCCCCAAGGAAUCAAAAUAAUUUCGACCCCAUCAGCAGUCUUCUCGAUAUGCAAAUUCCAGGCCAGUUUAGUGAUGGGCAUGAUAACGAGACGGGGUGGCUAGAAUGGGCAGACUUCUCUCUUCCACUCUCCAUCCCUCAGCCCCUCGAGGACCAGGGGACAGGCAUAUCACGGCAUUAUUUUGUGCAGGUUUGUCGCAUAAACUCAUGCUUUGACUCUGAUAAGAACUGCUUCCGCGUUGAACUGGGGAACCUCAUGGCGUCUUCUCCUCUUAUCUAUCAUUGUGUUCUCUCCAUGUCUGCUGCUCACCUGGCUGUGCUGAAGAGCAGUAUGACAGCUGCUGCCCGCGAUUAUCGAGCAAAGGCGCUGUCGUAUUUACAGUCAGAUAUUGCAUCGCUCAGAGGCCCAAGCCAGCGACGCGGCCCGGUGGUUGAUAAAGCAACGGAGGCUCUACUGGGCAGUGUUCUAAUAGGCAUGACCGAUGGCUGGCACAAUCCAUCCUACCUUGGGACGACCCAUCUUCACGAAGCACGAGUCCUCUUCAAACGGUGGCUUGCUAACCCUCAGAACGACCAAUCUCAUCUAAACACACCCUCUCUCACACCCUCCUCAUCGCGCCUACGAAGCUUCAUGACUGGUAUCAUAGUCUACUGGGAAGCCAUGGCCUCUUUUCUCAUAAACCAACCACUCGACGCCACGGUCUACCUUGAUGCCUUUUGCCACCAGUCUUUAUCCAAAAUUCACCCCAACCCGUGGACUGGAAUAUGUACACCACUGUUUGUGUACCUUGCCAGGGCAGGGACUCUGGCUCGACAGCGAUUGCUGUUCAAGCAGCUAUCAAUCAUGACCUCUCGUGGAGAUGCGGGCAAUCAGCUGAAGGCUGAUCUCCUCCAGUCAGCCAAAGAAACAGAAACGGCUCUUCUUUCGUAUCAAGUUCCUAGCCAGGAUAUGGUCGAGGAUGCAGCUGACCCAUUGACGACCAUGGCUGAUCUACAAAUGCUGGCUAAGAUCUACAGGUUUACGGGAUUGUUGGAGUUGUAUAGAAACUUCCCGGAACUGCUGGACACUCCAGAGAUGCAUCAGGUGUCAUCCUCAGAAAAGAUCAUUGCUCUGGCUGUCUCUACUUUAACCCUCAUAUCUGGAAUUCCACAGAGCUCUGGGGUGAACUGCCUGCUCUCAAUUCCGCUUAUCGUCGCGGGCAGCACGUUACAGCCAAUGUACCAGGCUCCCUCUCAGUCCUCAAGCAAUUCAUCCUGGGACAACCUAUCUGCCGAAAUCCUAUCCAUAUCCAGUCAAGAAAGUGUCCAGCUCCACUGGCGAGACUUUGCUAAGACGCGCCUGGACGCCGUGCGUGUAUACGUCGGACUUGCAUCAGUCUCUCGCGGAAGGGAGAUCUUGGAGAGAGUAUGGGCCAGAAGUGAUAUCCAGUCUGCGGUAGGAGUGUCUAAUUCCACGGACCCUCCGCAGUUUGUCCAGUGGACCGAGGUCAUGGUGGAGGAGAAGCUGGAGACGAUCCUUGGUUAG
Messenger RNA from Aspergillus versicolor CBS 583.65, 1905 nucleotides. RefSeq names its product Zn(II)2Cys6 transcription factor. Lineage: Eukaryota; Fungi; Ascomycota; Eurotiomycetes; Eurotiales; Aspergillaceae. The coding region runs from base 1 to 1905 and encodes 634 amino acids. The transcript is spliced from 4 exons. The record is from RefSeq and is a predicted model, not a curated record. Gene Ontology annotation, biological process: positive regulation of transcription by RNA polymerase II. Gene Ontology annotation, cellular component: nucleus. Gene Ontology annotation, molecular function: transcription cis-regulatory region binding; zinc ion binding; DNA-binding transcription factor activity, RNA polymerase II-specific.